This is a messenger RNA of Lentinula edodes (shiitake mushroom), 1104 nucleotides long. RefSeq lists its product as uncharacterized. Bases 1 to 1104 code for a protein of 367 amino acids. Gene Ontology annotation, cellular component: cytoplasm. The record is from RefSeq and is a predicted model, not a curated record. The transcript has 3 exons. NCBI's taxonomy places the organism in Eukaryota, Fungi, Basidiomycota, Agaricomycetes, Agaricales, Omphalotaceae.
AUGUCUGUGCGAGUACUCACUGGCACAGAUGUCAGGAAUAUUACCGCAGAGCUCUCUGUUGAAUUCCUUCAAUCUCUCAUGGAGGAUGUUUUUGCUUUAAUUUCCUCGCCCGAAAGCGGAACAGCUUAUUUACCCCAUCGAAUCUCUAUUCCGAUGGAAAAUCAUACCGCUCUUUUCAUGCCUGCAAGAAUAUCUACUAUGGGAACAGCUAUAAAGGUGGUCUCUGUACCCUCCAGUUCCGAUGAUAAGCGCGGACUGCCUGCAAGCACUCUGGUGCUAGACAAGCACACCGGCGCGGUCAAGGCUAUUGUCAAUGCUAGAAGUUUGACUGCUUUGAGGAACGCAGCAGGAUCCUUAUUAUCUACAACCCUUGUUGGGCCCACAUCCCCCACGCAUAUCGUCGCUUUCGGAGCAGGUGAACAGGUCCUUGCCCAUCUUGAUCUCCAUUUUCAGGCCUUUCCAUCUGUGAAAUCCUGCACAAUCGUCAACAGGUCCAUCAAUGACCGCGUAUCCUCCGUCACAUCUCGGUUAGCAGUCAAACAUCCUUCUGUAAAUUUCAGCGUUCUCGCCUACGACGCGUUCAACGUCACGGGUGAAUCGAGUGCAAAACUGAGGAGCUACCUCUCAAAUACAGACAUUAUCAUAACUGCUACGCCGUCUAAUCUGCCACUUUUUCCAUCAUCUUGGGUACGCAGUGGCACACACGUUAUUCUGAUAGGAAGCUACACCCCCCAGAUGAAGGAAGUCGAUACCGAUCUCAUUAUGCGAGCGAUUCCAACGUCAUUUCACAACGACGAAACUAAUGAAACACAUUCACCAAUACUUCUGGUUGAUUCUGCUUCCGCUUGUCUCGUGGAAGCAGGGGAAAUUAUUGAAGCAGGAAUAAAACCUAGCCAGGUCGUUGAGAUUGGGAAGUUUGUGCUAGACAAGCGCGAACAUGGUGUGGCGAACGAUUUCGUUGGACCUAUCACCAUAUUCAAAUCAGUCGGCGUGGGUUUGCAGGAUGUUGCUAUCGCAUAUGCUGUUGUUAAUAAAGCAGAAGAAAUGGAAAGGUCAAAGGCGAAAGGCAGCACGGGCGUUGUUGUACUAGACUUUGAUGCAUGA